AACUUGUUGCUUGUCCCAUGCUGGAUGCUUGGCAGUGAAUGUCAACCAAAUGUCAAUUAUCGUACGGUUUUCAAGUGCCGAGUGAUGGAUUAAGUAAAGUCAGUUUUGACAUAGCAGAAUCAUUACAACGGUCGGGCUGAGCUUUUUUUUAUAAUAAAAUAAACCACACGCCCACAGUUGCAACUAGUUUUAUUGAGAUUUAUGGCUCCUAACCUAAGAUCUUAACCUCUAGAUCCUCGUUGUCUUCAGGUUUGCGUGAUUGUUUUGUGCAGUGCUCAGUCUUUGAUCAAUUUAGUAAUAUUUUGAAGUGAGUCAACUUUGUGAAAAUGGAUUAUCAAUCAGCGGAGAUCGUGGCAACUUGUGCUGCACUAGGGCACUACAACGGGAUCAAGUAUCAGCUGGAUAAGGACUGCGUCCAGACACUCAAGGAUCUCAUCAGAUACUUGAAAAGAGAUGAUCACAACCAUACAAUUAGACGUUACCUUGGUGCUUCUAAAGUCCUGCAAACUGAUCUUAUGAGAAUACUUAUCGAUCACUCUGACAAGAAAGAAUUAUUUGAAGUUCUCCUAAGAUUACUCAUAAAUUUAACCGAACCAGCAUUCCUGCUGUAUAAUGAGCAGGUGCCAAAAAAUAGCACAGAGCGUAACUAUUACCUGCAGAUCAUUUCCCAUCUUCAGAAUUAUAAGAUGGCAUUAGGUGAUGAUACUUUUUGGUCCGUUAUCCACCAAAAGGUUGCCUCAAUUUUUAAAAUUCCUGAAGAUGAGCGCUCCGAAGAUAAGAGUCAGGAUAUUCAGAGGAUUCUCAUCCUGGUAAGAAAUGUUUUACAAGUUCCUGCGGAUACCGACAAUGAAAAGAGGACAGAUUCGGAGUGUACUGUUCAUGAUGCGGUCUUAUUUGCUCUUCACACAUCCGGAAUGGUCGACAUGUUUCUCUUUAUUGCUAGCAACCAACAUGAACAGCAAUAUCAGAUGCAUAUUUUGGAGAUCGUGUCGUUAAUGCUGAGAGAACAGAAUGCUACAAAACUAGGUGCUACAGGAUUACAAAAAACCACCGCCGAGAGAGAACGUGACGAAACUCAUCUUUUAACUGUCCGCAAACAAGAGAUUCGGCAGAAGAUCGAAAGGACUCGGAAAUACGCAGGUUCCAGACAUUCGCGAUUCGGUGGUACUUUUGUGGUGAGAAAUUUGAAGGCAAUUGGCGAUAACGAGCUUAUUUGCUACAAGCCUUUCCGCGAAAUUGAGACUCUGGAAUUCAGCCAACUGAAGACCAAAUCGAAACGGCCGAAGAACAAAUUGGGACCCAAAGGCGAAGAUUCCGAACGCGUAUCCGCGCUCAGCAUCAGACUAUUUUUGAAAGAGUUUUGCGUUGAGUUUUUGAACGGGGCCUAUAAUCCGGUGAUGAAAUACGCGAGGUUCUGCAUAGGUGGAGGCGAUCGUGCCCAGGCGAAUGACGAAAGUUAUUAUCUGUGGGCGAUGAAAUUUUUUAUGGAAUUCAAUCGAAACUCCAACUUCCACGUUAAAUUCAUCAGCGAAACAAUGUCCACUGAGACAUUCUACUUCGUUCAGAAACAGCUUGAGCAUUAUUACGAAAUGAUGAUUACGGAUAAAAAGAAUGUACCGUUGUGGUCAAAAAGGCUACAUCUGGCGUUGAAAGCCUAUCAGGAACUUCUUCGCUCACUGAUCGCCAUGGACAAUUGCGACGACGAGGAUGUCCGAAAGUCUAGCAAAGUUAUAAAAAACAACGUAUUCUACGUACCGGAAUACCGUGAAACCGUUUUGCAACAGUUGCUUUCCUACAACGAAGUAACUAUGAGCAGAAAUUAUCUCGCCGAUAUCGUCGAGACCGUUCAUAUUUUCCUCAAAAUGCUCGAGACGUUUUGCGGUCGGGGGCGCAGCAUUGUCGUACAACGGAUCAAAGCUAAACGACAAAAAGCUAAAAAAAAAUCAAAAGCCAGCGUCGAAGAGAGGCCGGCGGUGCUCAAUCUCGAAGAACGAUGGGACGAGGCGAGUCACCAAUUGUCUGCAGUUCUGCAGAGUUCCACGAUACCUGAAAUUACACCCUUCGACGCCACUCUGGACACGCCCAUCGACGAUCAGAAAGCAGAUGCUAUGAAACGAGUGCAACGAUUUCUCCGCAAAAAUCAAUUCGACGAAGCAGUUGGUUUGCUCAGAGCAGCGCGCGAGGUAUGGCCAGAAAACGACAGCUUUGGAAGCGCCGGGAUUACAGAGGAGGAAGAAUUCAUGUCACUCAGAGAGAUAUACUUUGCUGAUUUGGGAGAUGUUGAGAAGGAGGAGGAGGUAACGACGUUUGGAGGAAGCCGGGAUGGAGACAUGGAAAAUGACGCCGAGUACGGUAACUCUGAAAACGAAGACGAGGACGAAGCGGAGGAGGCAGAACGGAGAGUCGAGGAAACGGAUUUCAAAUUCGAGGACUUUCUUUAUCGGUUCGUCAACGUUAAGGUCAUCAAGGCUUGCGCCCUUCUGCUGAGAGAUUUCGACAAAAAUAGCCACGAGGUGAAUCAUUGCACCCUGAAGCUGCUCCAUCGCGUAGCGGUUCGAUGCAAAACACCCGCAAUGAUUUUCCAAGCUUCGAUAUUUCGGACGUUCCAAAGAAUUCUAGAAUCCAAAAACAGCGAGCACAAGGAGCUGGCAAAGUUCGCCGUAUUUAUUAUCAGGAAUUUUGCGAAAGUUGCGGAAAAAAAUCGCAAGGUAUUCAUGGAGCUUCUGUUUUGGAAAACGACACGUGACGCGGCUGAAAUCGUCGAGGGGUACGGAAGCGAGCCACCGAACAAGAAGCUCUCGCGGACCUUGUGGACGGAGGCCGAAGAAGACGAGCUUCGCACCCUAUUCAUGGAACAUCAAACCAAAAAAUAUCCGAAAGACCUCGUAGACUGGCUACUCGAGAAUAUAAUCAACGACAGCCGCACCAGAAGAGGCAUCAUCAAGAAGUUGAAGGAGAUGUGUCUCAUCGUCAAUUCAAAGAAAAUACGCAACGAGAUAAGUCAACGAUUGCCAAAAGAGUGGUCGGAAGAAGAGAUAGCCCAGUUGGCUGAGAUCUGGGAAAUUGUAAAAGAAGACAACGAUCCGGUGGAUAUGAUUCACACGGAGCUAAGGGUGAAGCGACCGAAGACGAAGAUCAAAGAUAAGCUGAUUGAACUCGGCUUGGCGAAGGACCGUAAAGAGUUGCGGAAAAAACGCCGCACGAAAAACAUCUCUGGGAAAUCAAAGAGCGGAGAGGAUCGUGAAAACAGCGAUUCUGAUACCGAUCGGGAAUCCGGAGACGAAUCCGACGACUCUUCGAAAAAAUCGCAAAUCACUCCACAGAGGAACAAGCGAUCGAAGAAACGACUGACAAUAUCGAAGACCGGGAAACAGCCAACCGUUUCAUAUACGAAUGCCCAACUGAGCGGUCUCCUGAAGGACAUAAUUGACAACGGGGCGAUACGGGAUGCCUUGGAGUGGAUUAAGGAGUCGCUCGAGGACGCUCUCGAAGAUCGCGACGAGGAAUCGACCGACGGGACCCCUUUGGUGCCUAUUACCGACUCCGCCAAUGCCGCUAUGGAUAUCCCGAGCUUUCAGCGUUUCUUGCGGGCUUCAGGAAUCGAACCGCCGGCCGAUGAACAGGAAUCCUACUGGCGCAUUCCUGCGAACAUGCUGAGUACCACCAUCAGGAAUCGAAUUGAAUUCAUAACCGACGCGUUGCAAGGCAAAUUUCCCGAUGAAGACGCAGUCGUUCCCGAAUCAUCUGGUGUAGGGAUGCGGGAUCACGAUGACGAAGACGACGACGACGACGGCGCUGAUGUAUUCGAGAGUAUUAAGAAAUUUUUUGCGCCAAGGUCCCCGGAACGUUCGGCAGACGCAGAACCCAACUCGACUGGCAACGGCAGCAGCAGCAGCAACGAUGGUAAAAUAGCAAGGAAAGGGACUGCCGAGGAAUCAGAAGAACAGAAAGUCGAAGAAGUAACGAGUGGCGGUAGUGACGUUGCUGCGGUCGAAGCCGAAUCUUGGAAAGGAAGAACAAACACCAGUCGUCGUCUCGAAAGAGCUCGCGCGCUGUGGGAGUCGGAUUCCGAAGACGAGGGUGAAACGCAAGAACAACCACGGGAAACAAACAUCGCCUCUGCAGAUGAGACAAAAAGAAUCAGAAUCGAUCCUUCGGACGAGGAGGAAACCCCGGCUAGAAAAAAACGUCGUCUUCUGCACGGUGACGUCGACGAAGAGGCGAAAAAACCAAAGCGACGUCUCGCGGUCAUGGUCAGUGACGACGAAGACUAAUAAUCACCCCUGAAAAUUAAUCCACGACAAUUAUACCAUGAAAUUUAACCGAUGUAAAUUGAUAAAAUUUUGAAUUGUAAGAG
This is a messenger RNA of Athalia rosae (coleseed sawfly), 4357 nucleotides long. RefSeq names its product protein timeless homolog (gene timeout). The record is from RefSeq and is a predicted model, not a curated record. Gene Ontology annotation, cellular component: replication fork protection complex. Gene Ontology annotation, biological process: DNA repair; replication fork arrest; DNA replication checkpoint signaling. Gene Ontology annotation, molecular function: DNA binding. NCBI's taxonomy places the organism in Eukaryota, Metazoa, Arthropoda, Insecta, Hymenoptera, Athaliidae. The transcript has 26 exons. Bases 327 to 4274 code for a protein of 1315 amino acids.